AUGAAGCUGAAGUCGCUGCAUCCAUUUCGGCACUCGAAGGUGAAGAAUGGGGAUGUUGUUCAUUGGAAGAUGAACCAUCUUUUCAAGAAGAAGAUUCUGCGAAAGUUUCCUUUUGGUGACAAGGUUGAGGGGCUUGUUCUGGAUCAUGGUUCAAGACACCCUAACAUGAAAAGACGCGCGGAGAAUUGUCACAUCCUAACUUGCAAUGUGUCACUGGAGUAUGAGAAGAGUGAAAUCAAUGCAGGGUUCUUCUACUCGAAUGCGGAACAGAGGGAAGCCAUGGUUACUGAUGAGAGACGUUCUGUUGAUGAAAGAGUUAAGAAAAUUAUUGAGCUGAAGAACAAGGUGGGUUAUAUACAUUUCAUAAGGUAA
Messenger RNA from Microthlaspi erraticum, 372 nucleotides. NCBI's taxonomy places the organism in Eukaryota, Viridiplantae, Streptophyta, Magnoliopsida, Brassicales, Brassicaceae. The record is from the annotation of a GenBank genome assembly.